Molecule: messenger RNA, 3147 nt
Organism: Talpa occidentalis (Iberian mole)
Lineage: Eukaryota; Metazoa; Chordata; Mammalia; Eulipotyphla; Talpidae
Gene: ITGBL1
Product: integrin subunit beta like 1
Exons: 11
Coding region: 224-1708 (494 amino acids)
Biological process (GO): cell-matrix adhesion; cell migration; cell adhesion mediated by integrin
Cellular component (GO): integrin complex; cell surface; focal adhesion
Molecular function (GO): integrin binding
Source: RefSeq, a predicted model, not a curated record
UUUGGCACCAGCACCCCGCCCAGAGCGGUGCCGCUGCCCAAAUCCUUGCAGGCGGCUCGUCAAGCACUUGCAACUCCGUGGAGAACCUGGGACCUGCCCGCCUGGUGUCGGUGGGUCCGUCUGCCCGGCCAUCUGCUGGUGGCACCUCGCCCUCCUGCAGCCUCCACCUCCUGCGAGCCCCACUCGCGGCUGCAGCUGCCCCCCGCCCCCGAGGGAGCUCAGCAUGCAGCCCACAGGCGUCGGGAACUUCUUGCUGCUCGCGUCCUCCCUUCUCCUCACAGAGCUGUCAGCUGUGCCUCAGAGCUUCUCGCCGUCUCUGAGGAGCGGCCCAGGCGAGGGGUGCCGGCUGUCGCGGGCGGAGUCCGAGCGCCGCUGCCGGGCGCCCGGGCAGCCUCCGGGGGCCGCGCUGUGCCACGGCCGCGGCCGGUGCGACUGCGGGGUGUGCAUUUGCCACGUGCGCCAGCCGGGCAUGUACCUCGGGCCGCUGUGCGAGUGCCAGCCGUGGGUGUGCGAGACCUACGACGGCAGCGUCUGUGCAGGCCACGGCAAGUGUGACUGUGGUAAGUGCGAGUGUGAGCCUGGAUGGUGGGGGGCUGCCUGCCAGUACCCCACUCACUGUGACCUGACAAAGAAAGAAAGCAACCAGAUGUGCAAGAAUUCUCAAGAUAUCAUCUGUUCGAAUGCAGGUACAUGUCACUGCGGCAGGUGUAAGUGUGAUAAUACUGAUGGAAAUGGACUCAUUUAUGGUAAAUUUUGUGAGUGUGACGAUAGAGAAUGCAUAGAUGAUGAAACAGAAGAAAUAUGUGGAGGCCAUGGCAAGUGUUACUGUGGAAACUGUUACUGCGAGGCUGGUUGGCAUGGGGAUAAAUGCGAAUUCCAGUGUGCUGUCACCCCCUGGGAGAGCAAGAGAAGAUGUACAUCUCCAGAUGGCCAAGUCUGCAGUAACAGAGGGACUUGCGUGUGUGGGGAGUGCUCCUGUCACGACGUCGACCCCACCGGGGACUGGGGCGACAUCCACGGGUCCACGUGCGAAUGUGACGAGCGGGACUGCCGGGCCGUCUACGACCGCUACUCUGAUGACUUCUGCUCGGGUCACGGGCAGUGUAACUGUGGAAGAUGCGACUGCAAAGCGGGCUGGCAUGGGAAGAAGUGUGAGCACCCGCGUUCCUGCCCGCUGUCGGCAGAGGAGAGCACCAAGAAGUGCCGGGGGAACUCAGACCUGCCCUGCUCGGGAAGGGGUAAAUGUGAAUGUGGCAGAUGCACCUGCUACCCCCCAGGGGACCGCAGGGUGUACGGCAGGACCUGCGAGUGUGACGACCGGCGUUGUGAGGACCUCGAGGGUGUGGUCUGCGGAGGCCACGGCGCGUGUUCCUGCGGCCGCUGCGUGUGUGAGCGAGGAUGGUUCGGGAAACUCUGCCAACAUCCACGGAAGUGCAACCUGACGGAGGACCAGAGCCAGAGCCUGUGCGAGGCGGCAGACGGGAGGCUGUGCUCGGGGAAGGGUUCUUGUCACUGUGGAAAGUGCAUUUGCUCUGCGGAAGAAUGGUAUAUUUCAGGAGAAUUCUGCGACUGUGAUGACAGGGACUGCGACAAACAUGAUGGUCUCAUCUGCACAGGGAAUGGAAUCUGUAGCUGUGGAAACUGUGAAUGCUGGGAUGGCUGGAACGGGAAUGCAUGUGAGAUCUGGCUCGGCACAGAAUAUCCUUAACAGUUCCAAGAGGAGGCCGGAUUCUUACUGUUCCAGGCCAAUAGAACAUAUAAAUGCUAAGGAAGCCAUGUAUAAUCCCUACGUGGACAGAUCAAACAGACUAUUGUAUGUUUUUCUAUUUCUGAAUGCCUGGAUGAAAUAUGGGUACCCAUUAAAAUGAGUUAAGCAAAUUCUGAUGUCAAUAACACCAGAAAGAAUUUUUCUUCCAUAAUUUACACCAGUGAUUCUCGAUGAGGGCAAUGCUGCCACCCAGGAACGUAUCACAAUGUCUGCAGACAAUUUUGAUUGUCAUGCUGGAUGGAGUGGGAGUGGGUGCUACAGGCCUUUAGUGGGCAGAGGCCAGGGAUGCUGCUUAACAUCUUACAGUGCAGGGGGCAGCCCGCAGGACAGGGAAUGAUAUGAUUCCAAAUGUCAGUCGUGCCAGGGCCGAGAAAUGCUGAGUUACACGGUUGUUAGAAAUGCAUGUCCCUAUAUAAGAAAGACAUAUUAGAGUGUAAAGACCCCAUUAGAAUCUAGCCUCACGCAAAUCCACUGAUCAUACCACUCAGGUUCCUUAUCACUGAGAAAUCCCACAGGGGGACAAUGAAGACCAACACACAAAGUGUGAGGUCUAGGGCCAGAGACUGGAUCACAAGUGCUUUUGAAAGAAAAAGGCUGAGUAGCUAGGAAGUAACCUGUCGAUUUUCACAUUCAGUUCACAAAAGGACAUUCUCUUAAGAUGAAAGAAGAAAUUAUAAAAAAUGUACAAUUGAACAUUUUUAAUAAAUAGCAACAUAAGUUGUUUACACUGUGUCAAUAUCUAUUUACCUACUGAUGAUUAAUAACAAAAAAAUGAAUUACUAUUCAGGGAUACUCAUUUUAUGUUACUAGAACAUUUUCUUUUGUUUUCAAAAGGGCAGAUGUUACAUGUACAAGGAAUUUGAUAUUUUACUAUUUAAAUUUCUACAUGGUAAGUUGCCUUUUAAAAAGAGAAAAUCUAGUUGGAUAUAUGAUGGGCCUGGAUAGACACUGAUUUCCCUGAAAACACUUUCUUGUUUCUCAGAAGACCUGUAUCUGGACAAGUUGGGGCAAGCAACUUGCAGAAGAGAUACUGUGAUAAAAUGGCCCCAGUCUCAAAAGCUCAGGAUAAAAAAAAAAAUCUAGAAUUGGCUUAAAUAGAAAUUACAAAUAUCCACUCAAUGAUAGGAACAAAAUGUUUAUUUCUUAAUGGUGAAAUUUUGCUUUGUAUGAAAUUCACAUUGAAUUAUGAAAAUGUACAGUAAUUUGGACUUCCCUUACAUAUUUACAGUUAAAUCUACUUAAACACAUUAGUUUAGGCAACCCUUAAUUAUUUAGAGCUAAAAAAACCCCACUUUUUUUCUAAACGUGAAUUAUAGUUUGUAAAAUCCUAGAAUAAUGUAACAAAAUCAUUUCCAUCUUGUAUAAGGUGAAAAUUUUUA